Molecule: messenger RNA, 240 nt
Organism: Cooperia oncophora
Lineage: Eukaryota; Metazoa; Nematoda; Chromadorea; Rhabditida; Trichostrongylidae
Source: the annotation of a GenBank genome assembly
AUGAUUGUGGAAGGCCUACGAAAAUCCGAUGAUCCUAGGAUGCAACAGAAAGCUUUCCAACUUGCUAAAAAAUGGGUCCUCGCAAAUCUUCACGUGUUUGAAGUUGAUCAGGCAAUGUGGGAGAAAUACAAUGUGGAGUCCGCGCAACCACGAACUGGAGGUGGAGGCGAAUACAAAGUGCAGGUAGGUUUGAGGCACUUAUCCUUCAACAAAUAUAACCAAAAAAGCGCUAACAGCUGA